Molecule: messenger RNA, 1761 nt
Organism: Exophiala bonariae
Lineage: Eukaryota; Fungi; Ascomycota; Eurotiomycetes; Chaetothyriales; Herpotrichiellaceae
Exons: 1
Coding region: 1-1761 (586 amino acids)
Source: RefSeq, a predicted model, not a curated record
AUGCCACCCAAGUCGAAACGCUCCAAAUCGCCAGAAUCUCCUUUUAUGUUUGUGAACGAAGAUGCGGCUACCCUCAACCGGAAAACAAAGGACUUUGCGCUUGAUAGGACCAAGCAGAGCCAUGUUCAAAGACAAAACUUUGCUCGGAAACGUCGUAUGCAGGAUGACGCGAAGAAUAGCAGGCACCGCCCUAUCCAACAGACCUCAGCCUCGGCAACGUCGGUUGAGGAAGGCCAAUCACAGAACAUACCCUCCUCCUCCGGCUCAGAGUAUUUUAAUGUGCUACAACAUCUCGACAUGGCCGAGACUAGCACUUCAACAUCUCCCAGUCCAUCUCAGGCAGGUGUACUGGAUCCACGGCUUUUUAUGGACCUGUUCAACUCGCCAAUUUCAUCGGUUCACGUUCCACAGUCGAAAGAAGCUGUACACGGGUUUCCUCACGCUUAUCAGCCAGGAAACUUCUUCGACACGCCGAUACGGAGUCCAAAUACACCUUUUGCUCAGCAAAAGUCCAUCGACCGGGGCCAUGGUCUUGGAACGUCUACAAACGGCUUGUCCAGCCCGACCAGAACUCCCAGACAACCCCUAGAGGAAUGGGCCCCUGCGCUGAUUGCAUAUCAUAAUCAAACAGUUCUCCCUGAACAGUUUUGGAUGGAAACAGGGAAGGUUUCGUUGAGUCAGAUGAGGCAUGCAUCGUCCAUUCACACGGACAUGCAAGCAUGCAUGGCAGAGCCGGCCCAUAUGUAUGCAUUCCUUGCUUCUGCCGCGACUCAAAUGAUUGAACGCGAAGGCAAGAUACUCGUGCGAGGCGCAACUGAGCAAGACAUUCAGCGAAUUCCUGCCUAUUUCAAGCACAAAGCUAUCAGAGCUCUUCGAGUGAAGCUGGGCAGCAGCAAACUGGACCAUUCUGUCGCUAUCGAUGUACACAGACUUUAUAUGACGACUUAUUACUCCGAGACUGGUGAAUCCGCCGAGCCUCAUUUCCACGCACUUCUCUCAAUGGUUGAAUCUUUAGGUGGGCUCAACACAUUCAACGACUACCAACUUGAAAAUAUAGUUUUUUUCGACUGCUAUACCGCCCUGGAGAGAAUGGAACCACCAAGACUACUCGAGACGUGGGAUCCCGGUUCUCUCACAGUAGACCAAUUACUAGCCAUCGAUGAGCAGCUCCGUUUUCAUGCACAGCCAGCGUCCCGCUUCGACAAAACCUUACUUGAUAUGAACCAGAACGGCAUUUCUAGUGUCCUCACGGAGGUGGUUGAGGUUCUCAAAAUGUCGAGUUUUCUCACAAGUCUGCCAGAAUACUUCCCAGACUAUCACAAAUGGCUGACACGGCGAGGUUUUGCAUUGUUGCACCGUUGCCUUUCAAUGCCCUCAACCAACAAGCUCAGCGCGGUGCAGGAUAGCUUGAGAAUGGCACUGAUUUACUGGAUCGCUACAUGCUGCUUCCCAGCCCGAGGCCGAGUGCAUGCGUCAUCGUCGGUUUAUCUCUUGAAAGAGCGACUGGAGGAGACAAGUUUGCACAAUUACUGGCAUCCUCACUCAGACCAUCUGCUUUGGAUCUCAGUCUUUGGCGGGAUCUGUGCUAUUCAAGACGACGACGAACUAGAAUUCUAUGUUACACUUGCUCGCAGCUCGGCGCUUCGAGCGGGAAUUCACAGUUUUGAAGAGCUCGAAGAUCUAUUUUCGACGCUACUGUACGAGCCAAAAACUCAACAAGAUCCAAUCAAGGAUUUCAGCGAGCUCAUCUGGCCACAUUGA